AUGCAACAAUCAAUCACUGAACCUCCUGUAUAUCUUGGUUUUGCUCAAUCUCUUGCUAGUUCUGAACUUUUUCGCCUUCGAUCACAUUAUUUGCCAUUGGGGAAAAUUGGUGGCCUACCAUCAUGGCUCAACCCUGUUACAUUGCCCAAAAACGAGGAACUUGAAUGUGGUGUAUGUAAAAAGCCUCUAUGUUUUUUGAUGCAAGUUUACGCUACACGCGAUGAUGAUCCUCCACAUUCUUUUCAUCGAUACCUUUAUGUUUUCAUUUGCAGAAACCCUGCAUGCUCCCAGUUACAAGAUGCCUCAAAUAUUGCCGUUUUUCGCUGUGCCUUACCGCGUGAAAAUCCUUAUUACCUUACUGAUCGUAGUCUUGACCCUGAUCUUGAUGGUGACAUUGCUAAUCCAAUUCAAACAGAAACCCCAAAACUUUGUGAAAUUUGUGGCUGCUAUGCUAGUAAAAAGUGUGGCAAGUGCAUGAAAUCGUGUUGUGAGAAUGGUACUUCGCUCAGUAACGAUACUACUCAAAACAAGUUUUUGUUUCCUGAAAUGGGUAUAGAAAUGGACCAAGAAUUUGCUCCUCAAUCGUUGUUUGAGGAAUCACUUGAUUCCGAUGCUUCUGAUGGAGAUUCAGACGAUGGUGAAAUUGAACAAAAUCGUCGUAUUUCUGAAUUUAAAAAGUUUGUAGAACAACAUCAAGAGCAAGGUGAUAUUGCCAAUAACUGCGAAGAAUACGAGGAAAAGGCUGACAAGGAUUUGGACUUCAUUCGGUUUAAUCGUUUUGUUGAAUUGAAUCCUGGCCAAGUUCUUCGUUAUUUGAGAGGAGGAAAACCAUUAUUGACCACAAUUCGAGCACCUGCACUUCCUGACAUAAUUGACUGUGGUCAUUGUGGGGGUCCUCGUACAUUUGAAAUGCAACUGAUGCCGCAUCUGUUAUCCUUGCUCGGUGUUGAUUCCGUUGGACAAUCGAUUGAUUGGGCCUCUGUUUAUAUCUACACUUGUGCAAAUUCUUGCAUGGUACCUCACUCCGGCUACGCUAAAGAAUUUGUCGUCAAGCAAGAUUUCAUUGAU
Molecule: messenger RNA, 1068 nt
Organism: Mesorhabditis belari
Lineage: Eukaryota; Metazoa; Nematoda; Chromadorea; Rhabditida; Rhabditidae
Source: the annotation of a GenBank genome assembly